Myzus persicae (green peach aphid) is the source of this 1066-nucleotide messenger RNA. Its product is annotated as flavin reductase (NADPH). NCBI's taxonomy places the organism in Eukaryota, Metazoa, Arthropoda, Insecta, Hemiptera, Aphididae. The transcript has 4 exons. Bases 205 to 822 code for a protein of 205 amino acids. The record is from RefSeq and is a predicted model, not a curated record.
CCGCCGGACGUAAAUCGUUAAAACGAAACGUGAUUAUUAUUAUUAUUAUUAUUAAUAUUAAUUUUUUCCACUGUCAAUCGUCAUACCUAUUAUUAUUUUCAAUUUGCUCACUCAUCGUUCGUCCGGCGUUGAAGUAGCGUUUCUGUUGGUGUCCAUAAAUCAAUUGGUGGUUUGUCCCGUGGUUUCAAUCCAACAACGAAGAGAAUGAAGAAAAUUGCAAUUUUCGGUGCCACCGGUAUGACGGGACUGUGCACCGUUGAAGCCGCUUUGAAACAAGGUCUGGAAGUCAGGGCUCUCAUGAGGGAUCCCAGUCGUAUGCCCGAAGAACUUCGCAGUCAAGUAGAAGUGGUUACAGGCGAUGUCCUGGUCAAAGAAGAUGUAGACAAGGUCGUAGAGGGCAGAGACGCGAUUGUCGUGACUUUGGGAACCAGAAAUGACUUGGCUCCUACCACAAUAAUGUCCGAUGGGUUGAGAAACAUUUUGACAUCAAUGGAAAAAAACAAUGUGAAAAUCGUAUCAGUCUGCUUAUCCACCUUUUUAUUUUACGAUAAGCCCAAAGUGCCUGCAAUGUUCCAUGGCAUCAAUGACGAUCAUGAGCGAAUGUUGCAUUUGCUACAGGCUAACGAAUCUCUGGAUUGGAUUGCUGUGAUGCCACCACACAUUGCUGGCACUCCGUCAGGCGAAUACAGCGUGGAAAUCGGCUCAUCACCGGGUCGUGCCAUUUCGAAAUACGAUCUCGGAAAAUUUAUGAUUGAAUGUUUGUCUAAACCUGAUUACUAUAAACAGAGAUGUGGUUUGGCAACCAAAGUACCAGCUCCGUGAACCAAAAAUUUGACAAUAAAGGAAAUUAAAUAGGUAAUUAAAUGUGUUACGCAAAUGGAAUCAAAAUCUUGGGGGCAGAUGAUAAUCUAUAAUAUUAUAAUUACUGGAUAUGUAAUGGAAUAGAUAAGGAAAUAUUGAAUAUAAAUUAUAUUAAAAAAAUUGUUGAUGGAAUUUGAUAUUUAUACUAUAAUAUAAUUAUAUACAAUAUAAUAUUAAAUAUAUAUGUUUGUUUAUUGGUUAGUAA